Messenger RNA from Capsicum annuum, 1911 nucleotides. RefSeq names its product premnaspirodiene oxygenase. The coding region runs from base 158 to 1675 and encodes 505 amino acids. Lineage: Eukaryota; Viridiplantae; Streptophyta; Magnoliopsida; Solanales; Solanaceae. The record is from RefSeq and is a predicted model, not a curated record. The transcript is spliced from 2 exons. Gene Ontology annotation, molecular function: heme binding; monooxygenase activity; oxidoreductase activity, acting on paired donors, with incorporation or reduction of molecular oxygen.
AACAAAAUUUUCUAGAAAAUGUAUCUCUCCUAUUUGUCUUUACUACAAACUCCAUCUCUUGUUAAAAAAAAAAAAAAGAAAAAAAGAAAACGAAAAACUCUAUAAAAGAGGAAACCUACAAUUGAACCAAACAAACUCAACUUAUCUCUCCCAAAAAAUGGAGUUCUUCAACUUGGUUUCCCUUUUCCUUUUUGUAUCUUUCCUAUUUUUCUUAAAGAAAUUGAAGAUUUCGAAUAGCCAAAUUAACAAAAGAUUGCCUCCAGGUCCAUGGAAGUUACCUUGUAUUGGAAGCAUGCUUCAUAUGGUUGGUGGACUUCCACAUCGUGUCCUUAGAGAUUUAGCCAAAAAAUAUGGACCAAUUAUGCACCUUCAAUUAGGUGAAGUUUCUGCAGUUGUCAUCACUUCUCCUGAGAUGGCGAAACAAGUACUAAAAAAUCAUGACCUUGCUUUUGCAUCUAGGCCAAAACUUUUGGCCUCCGAAAUUGUCAUGUAUAAUUGUUCAGAUAUCGCCUUUUGCCCGUAUGGUAAUUACUGGAGACAGAUGCGCAAAAUUUGUGUCUUGGAAUUGCUUACUAACAAAAAUGUUCGGUCAUUCAGUUCCAUUAGACAAGAUGAAACUCUUCGUCUUGUUGAUGAUUUUUUCUGCUCAUCCUCCUCGGGUAAGCCAAUUAAUGUAACAAAAAGGAUUUAUUUGUUCACGAGCUUCAUAAUAUGUCGAUCAGCAUUUGGGACGAUAAUCAAGGAGCAAGAAGAAUUUAUACGAGUAGUGAAAAAGGUGACAUCCUUGUUGGAAGGUUUUUAUAUGGCUGAUAUUUUUCCAUCACUGAAAUUUCUUCAUGUCUUAAGUGGAAUUAAAGGUAAAAUUAUGGAUGUCCACCAUAAGGUAGAUACAAUUGCUGAGAAUGUUAUAAAUGAGCACAAGAAAAAUCUUGUAAAUGGCAAGACCAAUGGUGAAUUAGGAGGUGAAGAUUUAAUUGAUGUACUAUUGAGACUUAUGAAAGAUGGGAACCUUCGAUUUCCAAUCACCAAUGACAACAUCAAAGCUAUUGUUUAUGACAUGUUUGCUGCGGGAACAGAAACUUCAUCAGCAACACUUGAUUGGGCCAUGGUGGAAAUAAUGAAGAAUCCAAGUGUACUUUGCAAAGCUCGGGCAGAGGUAAGAGAAGCCUUCAGAGGAAGAGAAACUUUUGGUGAAAAUGAUAUCGAAGAAUUGAAAUACCUAAAGUUAGUCGUCAAAGAAACUUUAAGACUCCAUCCUCCGCUUCCACUUAUGCUCCCAAGAGAAUGUAGAGAAGAAGUAGACAUUAAUGGCUUUACUAUUCCUUUGAAAACAAAAGUCAUAGUUAAUAUUUGGGCUAUUGCAAGAGAUCCAAGAUAUUGGGAUGACGCAGAAAGCUUUAAACCUGAGAGAUUUGAACAUAGUUCCGUGGAUUUUGUUGGUAACAACUUUGAAUUUCUUCCUUUUGGUAGUGGAAGGAGGAUUUGCCCUGGAAUAUCAUUUGGUUUAGCUAAUGUAUAUUUACCUUUGGCUAAAUUAUUAUAUCACUUUGACUGGAAACUCCCUACCGGAACUAAUCCAAGUGAUCUUGACAUGACUGAGUCGGAUGGAGCAAGUUGUACUAGAAAGAAUGACCUUUACUUGAUUGCCACUCCCUAUCAACCUUCUCAAGAGUGAUUCAAUGGCAUCAGACUUUAUUUUAAGAAAGGUUGAAAGUAAUCUUUUCGUACUAAUGUAGUGGUUGGCCUUAUAAAGCUCACCAUUCAUUGCUUCUUCCUCCACAUUUUGCUUUAAAUUUCUUUCUUCUUAUGGUGUUUUAUGCUUUCACUAUUUGUAACAUGUGUCUUUGUUAUGUCGUAAAUGUUACCAUGAUAGUUAUCUACAAAGAAUGUCAUGUGACGUUUUCUGGUGAA